ACUGCUACCGAUCGAUCGCUAAACAGUUCAGAGUGGGAAAGUCGACUGUUGGAUGCGUGUUGACAGAAGCGUGUCAGGCCAUUAAUCGCAUCCUGCUCCGAAAGACCAUGACUUUGGGCAACGUGCGUGCCAUUGUGGAUGUCUUUGCACAGAUGGGCUUCCCUAACUGUGGAGGGGGCGAUAGAUGUGAGCGAAUACCCAGCCAUUCCCAGAUAUGGUCCAGCAAGCCCAUUUAAAGGACAUUUAAGUACUCAGAGUAAUGCUUUUUGCAUUGACUCCUCCCGGAGACUAAAUAACCAGUACCUGAUCAGGGAUCACAUGGCUGUUCAUUAUAACAAAAUCCUUUCAGCCAAAGCAGCCGUAGACUGUUCAGUGCCAAAAAGCAGGUUAACCAGCAUCAAAUAGUUCAUUUGAAGCAGAAGCCAAUGACCAGCUAUCUCCUCAAGCACAAAAUGCACAGAAAUAUUUGUCUAGAUCAUUAUUGUCUUCGGAGAGGCAAGGCCUGGAUCUUCCCAACCCUGCAAAAUGUGUUAGAAAAGAUACUCGGAAAACAUCUAAUGCCUCGAUCUCUAAUUCAAGUGUCAGUGUUUCAAGUCCACAAAGAAAAUACUCUGGAGUUUCAUACAGUUCUUCUGCUGAAAGUGUUAUGAAUAUCAGUCCUUCUCACAAGCAUCAGGAUACUGAAUCAAAAGUGUACAGCGGGGAUCUCCUAGAUAGGCACUCUGACCACUUUACUGACAGCCAUCAACCGUUCACUCCACGCACCUUAAAAUCAGAUGCUAAAUCCUUCCUGUCACAGUAUAGGUAUUACACACCUGCUAAAAGAAAAAGGAAGGAUCCCCCCAAGCAGCAGGUGGAAGCAGAAACACAAACUGACUUGAGCAGUUUUCAAUCUGAGGCCAGAGAACCUGAGAGAAAAGAUACUACCAUACUGCAGAAGAUCAUAACACAGGCUGAAGUCACAUCUGCUCCAGAUGAGUCUGAGGGAAGGAUGGAUCCUUUUCAGUACUCCUUGCCAAGUGUGACAUCCAUGUAUUCUAUGGAAUCCCCAGCAAUGAGAAAAAUCCCGGCUGAAGAAGAAGAGCUUCGGUAUUUGAGUUUCAUUGAAGAUGUAACAGAUGAAAUUCUGAAGCUUGGAUUAUUUUCCAACAGGGUUUUGGAGAGAUUGUUUGAGCGUCACAUAGAGCAAAAUAAACACCGUUUGGAUGAGAACAAAAUGCGCCACCUACUGGAUGUCCUCAAAGUCGACCUGGGCUGCAGCACAGAGAAAUCUGAGAGAGUCAAUGGCAGCAUGGAAGUGAUUGACCCAUUUGAUCUGGAAAGAUUUGAGACCUUGGACCAGCUCCAAUUUACCAGUAAAAAUUGGAAACAAAAUAAGACUACAAAAAGUGAGGAGUUCCUAAAAGCCAUGGCUUUAUUAUCAAAGGAGACAGACAAACUAAAACACCCCAUACACAGUGAAACUUCAAAGCAGAUUCAUGACAAGGAUAUCUUUUCAAAAGAUAGAACUGAAGUGGCGAGUGUUGGAACAGAUCCUUACUCUUCAGUGCAAUCUGAAGAAGCCCCAGAUAUUUCACACACAUUUGAGCCAACACUGAACUCAACCACGUGUGACAGUGACUUUGAAUCAAAUAAGGAACUUGAUGAUCUUGAGGAAAACUUUGCAGAGGCCCUUCAAAUUUCCUCUAUGUAAAGUAGUAGACAAGACUAGCUGCAGAACAGGACAGUAGACUGUUGCAGAGAGCUGACGUUUGUUAAAUAAAUGCUAGUGAAUCAUUCAUUUUA
This is a messenger RNA of Trachemys scripta elegans, 1785 nucleotides long. RefSeq names its product spermatogenesis associated 7 (gene SPATA7). Gene Ontology annotation, biological process: photoreceptor cell maintenance; protein localization to photoreceptor connecting cilium; protein localization to photoreceptor outer segment. Gene Ontology annotation, cellular component: axoneme; photoreceptor distal connecting cilium; rod photoreceptor outer segment. Lineage: Eukaryota; Metazoa; Chordata; Testudines; Emydidae. The record is from RefSeq and is a predicted model, not a curated record.